Glossina fuscipes is the source of this 3414-nucleotide messenger RNA. RefSeq names its product ABC transporter G family member 20-like. The transcript is spliced from 13 exons. Bases 396 to 2672 code for a protein of 758 amino acids. The record is from RefSeq and is a predicted model, not a curated record. Gene Ontology annotation, cellular component: membrane. Gene Ontology annotation, molecular function: ABC-type transporter activity; ATP hydrolysis activity; ATP binding. Lineage: Eukaryota; Metazoa; Arthropoda; Insecta; Diptera; Glossinidae.
ACCUUCGCAUAUAUGUUAAAUUAAUAAUAAUUUUUAGGAAAAAAUAUCAAAGCUUUUCGUUUUUAAAGCAAAAAGAUAUGUUCAAAUAAGAAAGUGCCAACGCUAAAGCUAACUUUAAAAAAGUGGAAUAAAAAAUAAAAAACAGCUUAAUAAAGAAAGAAGUCCGCCGAAGACAAACCGCACCAGUAAUCUGUCCUUACACAUAUAUACGUUUAUUUUACAACGACUGUUAGCUUAUGUCAGAUAUUAUUGCAUCGCUUUGUAUGGUACAAAGUAAGAUUUUGGAGUUUGCGUAAAAUAUUUUCAAACAAAAGUUUUCGCUCCUUUAAAGUAUCGUUUGUCUGAGAUAAAGGAUUGUCCAUUCUUCCCCUAGGAACAAAAAGUUCUCCUCAAAUAUGCUCUUAACAACUCUUCCUGACUUUCCAAUGACCACAAAUAAUGACAGCGGCACACAACAAUGGGAAAGGCAUUCCCAGCCAGCCGUUUCAAUGCGACAUGCUCAUAAGUCGUACGGGAAGAAGAAGAAAGCAAUUCACGUUUUAAAUAACUUGGAUAUGACCGUAGCAAAAGGGACAAUUUACGGCCUACUGGGUGCAUCUGGUUGUGGAAAGACUACUCUGCUGUCGUGCAUUGUUGGACGGCGACGUUUGGAAGCGGGAGAAAUUUUUGUGUUGGGGGGUAAGCCGGGUAGCCGGCAAUCUGGUGUACCGGGCAAAAGGGUGGGUUAUAUGCCGCAAGAAAUUGCCUUGUAUGAGGAGUUUACCAUUAGAGAGACUAUGCUAUACUUCGGUUGGAUUUUCGCUAUGAGCACAAGAGAAAUCGAGGAACGUCUACAAUUUUUGCUGAAUUUUUUGGACCUACCCUCUUCAAAACGUCUAGUGAAAAAUCUUAGUGGUGGCCAACAGAGGCGUGUAUCGUUCGCUGUUGCCCUCUUGCAUGAUCCGGAGUUGUUGAUUUUAGAUGAGCCUACGGUGGGAGUGGAUCCUUUGCUGAGGCAAAGUAUAUGGAACCAUCUAGUACAUAUAACAAAAUCAGGUCAAAAAACAGUUAUAAUCACAACACACUACAUCGAAGAAGCACGGCAAGCGCACACGAUUGGGUUGAUGCGUUCAGGUCGGUUAUUAGCUGAGGAUUCUCCUAGCGCUUUAUUGUCCGCUUAUAAGUGUAAUAGCCUCGAGGAGGUAUUUCUCAAGCUAUCGCGUCUACAGUCUAACAAAAUUAUAAUGGCUCAAGUACAGUUCAAUAAUAAUAUUUCAUUUCAUGCCUUGGGUUUCGGCAGUAAAAUUGAUACACCUAGUUCCAGUCGAGAAGAAGGAGUGGUCGGACUCAAUUUCCAAAGUAAAGAGAAUCUUAUUGAAUCUACUGGAUCUGUGUUUACGUUAAUGCAAGAACCUUACGACCCGCCUCCGCCAAGCAAGCGUCCCAAAGAAGAGAGGAAUGUGGAAGAAUGGUAUCAAAGAGUUAGCAAAUUGACAUCGUCGGGUAAAAUCAGGGCGCUCAUAACCAAAAAUUUGUUACGCAUGUGGCGUAAUGUAGGCGUAAUACUUUUCAUAUUUGUUUUGCCCGUCAUCCAGGUAAUAUUGUUCUGUUUAGCCAUUGGCCGCGAUCCGACAAAUUUAAACUUGGCCAUUGUUAAUGGAGAAAUGAACGAUACGGAAACUUGUCAAUGGAAUGAUGGCUGUCACUUCACCAACCUGGGUUGCCGAUAUUUAAGUCAUCUGAAUAAGACUGUAAUCAAAAACUUUUAUGCGGAUGUGGAAGAAGCGAAAGAUGCAGUACGAAAAGGGAAUGCUUGGGGUGCUAUCUAUAUAACAGACAAUUUUACUGAUGCUUUUACCGCGAGGGCAGCCUUAGGUCGCGACGCUGACGAGGAGACUAUAGAUCAAUCUGAAAUUAAAGUUUGGCUAGACAUGUCGAAUCAACAAGUCGGUGUUAUGCUAAAUCGUGACAUACAAUUUGCAUUCCGCGAUUUUGCAAUGAUUCUCCUCGAGCAAUGCGGUAACAAUCCUAAAUUGGGCGACUUGCCGAUACAGUUUAAAGAGCCCAUUUAUGGUACUAUGGAACCUAGAUUUACCGACUUUGUAGCGCCGGGUGUCAUAAUAACUAUCGUCUUCUUUUUGGCUGUCGCAUUGACGUCGUCUGCUUUAAUCAUUGAACGCACUGAGGGACUGUUCGAUCGUUCAUGGGUAGCCGGUGUAACACCCGGUGAAAUUUUAUUCUCCCAUAUCGUGACUCAAUUCAUUGUGAUGUGCGGCCAAACGGCGUUGGUGCUAAUAUUUAUGUUAUGCGUUUUCGGUGUUGAAAACAAAGGCAAUCUCGCCUGGGUCAUCUUAUUAACAUUGCUGCAGGGCUUGUGUGGAAUGUGUUUUGGUUUUUUCAUAUCAUCUGUUUGUGAUUUGGAACGGACUGCCAUCCAAUUGGCACUAGGAUCAUUUUAUCCUACGCUUCUCUUGUCGGGUGUCAUAUGGCCCAUUGAGGGUAUGCCCCUGGUAUUAAGAUAUAUAUCUUAUUGUUUACCUUUAACUCUUGCGACGUCAUCACUACGUUCGAUACUGACGCGUGGAUGGGGUGUGAUGGCAACGCAAGUUUAUAUGGGCUUUUUAAGUACUCUAGCAUGGAUUUUGGGUUUCCUUAUAAUGACCUUAGUGGCAAUGCGUUCUCGACAAGGUUAAGGAGUUCAUAAUCUCCCUCCUGAAUUAACAUAUAUUCCAAUUAGAAAUAUAAUUCCUGCAAGAGAAGAGAAUGCCUUCAGAUACUGAGUGCACACACAAAUCUUUUUAAUUUAGUGUAAGUAGCUUAAGUUAAGAAGUCAAAUUUUCAUUUUCAGAUGAUGUAAAAAAUACUUAUGUAUAUAGAAAAAGGUGCCUUGUACUUACAUUCUAUUGUAAUUAAUUUCCUCUCAUAUUAUAAUUGCUUGCCCAAUCGUCUUGGGUAUCUUUUUUUUUUGUCUUUUUUUGCCUUUGAAUAUCACAUCGCGCCCAAUGCGUCACUUACCUUUACACUAAUUCCGUAAAUUUUUUCUAUUUUGCAUUUCUAAAUGUUUUCCUAAAAUGCGAGAGAGAGAAGGGUCUCAAAUUUAUCCACUAUCUUGUCGGCUUACUAGACUGUGAUUAAUUUGAUUUCUUUCUUUUUAUCCUUUUCCUUCCGGUUUUAGUUGUUAAGUUUCUCUAAACCUUUGAUAUAAAUGUUUCUUAUUAUAAGUAUUUUAGCAAUAAUUAUUUGUACGGGGGAUUCAUUAGCGUAAUACGUCGUGUGAUUUUUUAUAACUUUGCGAAAAUUGAUUUUCUAUCUUUAGAGCGUAUCUUUAAAUUGUCAUUAAUUCAUUAUGGAUAUUGUGUACAUAUUUUUACUAUGAGUAGUGUACUCAUACUUUUGUUUUCCAAAUAAAAUCGAUUAAAAAAUGCAUUGUGUCAA